Molecule: messenger RNA, 908 nt
Organism: Daldinia decipiens
Lineage: Eukaryota; Fungi; Ascomycota; Sordariomycetes; Xylariales; Hypoxylaceae
Product: ribonuclease H-like domain-containing protein
Exons: 1
Coding region: 187-711 (174 amino acids)
Biological process (GO): DNA replication, removal of RNA primer
Molecular function (GO): RNA-DNA hybrid ribonuclease activity; nucleic acid binding
Source: RefSeq, a predicted model, not a curated record
CGAUUUUACCUCAAUGAAUCAGAUCAUCAGGAAUAUCAUCAAUUAGACCUCAUAUAUCGCCCAUUCAGUACGUAUUAGUUGUGUGACACAUACCUACCUGUUACCCAACCUAGGUUGUUACGCGGAUGAAUAGCUGACUUAGGUAUGGGAUAGCCAAAGACAAUCCUCAAGUUUACCACUGACGCUAUGGUGUACAUCAUGGAGUUCGAAGUGGACGGUGGCUGUCGAGGCAACGGCUACAGUCACGCCGAAGGAGCUGCCGCUGCGUGCCUCAUGACAAGAAGCUCCUCUUACUAUACCAGGACGCGACGCCUAGAUGCUACACCGCAGUGGGCGACGAGUCAGAGAGCCGAAAUUCUGGCCAUUAUCAUUGCUCUAGAAUGGGCGUUGGAGAAAUAUGAUGAGUUGGAAUCAGAACCCAAACUAGCCGUCUCGAUUAAGUCAGACUCUAGGUACGCGGUCAAUUGCAUGUCUAAAUGGGUCUACAAAUGGUGCAAUAACGGAUGGAUAAAUGCAAAAGGAGACGAGGUCGCGAACCGAGAUCUAAUUGAGGAAGCCUCUGACCUGGACGAUCGUGUCAAGGAGCUGGGGACUGUUGACUAUCUCUACAUCCCAAGGGCGCAGAACACAGAGGCUCACAAAGCCUGCGAUGAACUUCUGAGUGGCGAAGAAGACGCUUCGACCGGAUAUAGCUCUGACGGCUUCUGGUAACAUAUUUUCAUGUCCGAGCGAUGGAUGGCCUCUCUUCUAGGUGUGCAUCCUCUCGCACUCUUGCUGCUUCUUGUCGUGUUGUUAGUUGUGACAGAGCUGUCUGAGACCUGCUCUUCUAGAACUUACAAGUUACCCCGAGCAUUAGGCUACUUCAAUGAGAUUCAAAUAAUCAAUUUUAUAUUAAUUUCAUAUUGAAA